Molecule: messenger RNA, 675 nt
Organism: Acytostelium subglobosum LB1
Lineage: Eukaryota; Evosea; Eumycetozoa; Acytosteliales; Acytosteliaceae
Exons: 1
Coding region: 1-675 (224 amino acids)
Source: RefSeq, a predicted model, not a curated record
AUGAUGGACAUUGUCAGACGCCUGAUUCAACAUUUGGUGGCGGCAACAUUGGUUACACUUUUGACAACAAUGCCAAGUGUGUCAAAUGCAUUCAUGUCACAUGAUCAACAACAAUUACAACAGACGAUGAAUAGUCAUCAAUCAUAUAUUGCCAUCACUGGAUACUCAAUGACAACAUACUUUUUGAGUGGAUACUGCCACUUGCCUCUGGAAGGCGGCAAGGCAUACAUGUACACCGUGCUGCCAGACUAUACAGUACACUACGCGAUAUAUAAUGAUGAAAACUGUCGAAGCAGUGCACUGGAGCACAACGAGACGAUUGCCACGGGCAAGCAGCCCAACCACCCGUGGAUCCAGGUCUACCUGGUCGACGAGGUCAACGUGACGAACCGCGCGCACCACUUCACCUGGACCUACUACGCCACCGGUCGACAGUGCAAUGGAAUACCGGCCAUUGCCUAUUCGCAACCCAUUGGCAACUGUCUGCCGCGCGACUUUUGGGACCCGUGGGGCAAGUACCAGACGAUCAUGUGCCAUCCCUCGGGCAAGACCUACACACAGACCAUCUACGAGGAUCGCGUCUGUACGGAGCGCGUCUCUGAGUACGUCAAUGUGCUCGAAUCGACAUGCAACACUGCACAAGAGUCAUGUGGUCAUCACUAUUCAUGUCAAUAG